Molecule: messenger RNA, 1540 nt
Organism: Amoebophrya sp. A120
Lineage: Eukaryota; Dinophyceae; Syndiniales; Amoebophryaceae
Source: the annotation of a GenBank genome assembly
AUGGACGAGCAGGAGAACAAAAUAACUUCAACUACCACACCCUCACCCACAAGCAUGCAUGUUUCUCCCCCUGCUCCUCCCGCUCCCGUGCCGGCAGUGAAGAAUAAUUUAAAUGAUUUCACCCGUGGCGACAAAGUCUGGAUGCACGCCGCAAAGCUCUUGCAGGAAUGCGACUGCCUGGUCAUUACAGCAGGCGCUGGAAUGGGCAAGGAUUCAGGCUUACCGACUUUCGCGGAAUAUGGUGAUAGGCCAGUGUCGGGUGCAGGCCUUUCCUACGUUGAGCUAUGUUCGCCAAAUGCUGCGCAAAACCACUACGAAGCGUUCGACCAAUGGUGGCGCGAAUCAGGUGAAUUGUAUGCAAAAACAGAGUCUCACGAUGGUUAUCGAAUUCUCGAAAGCUGGCUGAUGGGAGGUGCUACUUCUACUACUUCGUCUUCUACAGCGUCAAGCUCAUCAUCAUCCUGUACAAGAUCAUCAAGCACAAAAACUCGCAUCAGAGAGCACUAUGUUUACACGAGCAAUAUCGAUGGACACUUUAAGCGUUUUCCGAAUCUUGGUAAAAACGUACUGGAGCUACACGGCUCGCUGACCUUGCCGUGGAUACCAUGGUGGCGUUUCGAAAGGGAAGAUCCGUCGGAUGAAAUGGAUGUAGUUGCAGUGGUAGAAAGUAGUGCCACUCCUCCUUCUUCAUUUGUACCUUCCCUCGAUGGAACUCGGAAAGUACCUAUGUCAAACUGCGGCCCACCCUUUGACUACGAUCCAGCGAAGUUGCUAAAUUCAUUUCCAAUGUCCGAUCGGAGUAGAACGCCCUGGCAGCCGCCCUCCUACGAUUGCGAAACGCCCCGAGGCUAUAUUCCCAAAGAAUACCGGCGACCGGCGGUCUUACUUUUCUACGACAACUGCCUGGAGCUCGAGACGUUUCUGCAGCGAAAGAUCGAGAACGAGUGGCGCCAGUGGGUGGACGAGGUUUUGAUGAAGCAAAACACUAAAAACAAAGUGAAAAGUCUCGUCGUCCUGGAGCUGGGCUGUGGUGUCAGAGUGCCUUCGUGUAGGAGCGAGGGCGAAAGACUCGUGUGGGAGGUGAAUGAGCUUGCAGCUGCAAAAACGAAGAGGAAGUCGGACUCGGAAGUCGAAGUCGAAAGGAAGAUUGAGGAAAAAGAAACUCCUCGCCCUACACCUACAAGAACAGCCAACUUAAUCCGAAUCAACCCGGCAGAGCCAACUUUUGGCUUCCUGCGCAAGAUUGACAAUCCGCUGUUCUGGCAUUUCGACGAGGAUGAUCUCUGCUAUCGCACCAUUGCGGGCCAGGAAGAAAAGGAAAUGAUAGAUGUGGGCAGCCUUGAGCAAGAAGAUCAAAGACUACAAGGGAUAAACAACGUAAUUUCGGGCAAUUACGUUCUCCUCAAUGAGUGUGGUGCAAAAGACGCACUUCAGCAUUUGGAUUCACUCCUGAAGAAUCGAAUGAAUCAUGCACAAGAAGUUUAACAUGAUUAUAUUCGUGGAAAAAUAAAUACUAGCGCUGCUGCUGCUGUCGUGUAGC